AUUUAAUUCAGUGCACAAAUGAGAUGAAUGUGAAUAUUCCACAAUUAGCAGAUACGCUUUUUGAGAGGACGGCAAACAGUAGCUGGGUAGUAGUGUUCAAAGCUCUAAUUACAACGCACCACCUCAUGAUGUAUGGAAAUGAGCGCUUUAUUCAAUACUUGGCAUCUCGAAAUACAUUAUUUAAUCUCAACAAUUAUCUGGAUAAAAGUGCCAUGCAGGGCUAUGAUAUGUCUACCUUCAUCAGACGAUAUAGCAGAUACUUGAAUGAAAAAGCACUUUCUUAUAGACUUGUAGCCGUUGAUUUCACCAAAAUGAAAAGAGGGAUUGAUGGUGUGAUGAGGACAAUGAAUACUGAAAAACUUUUGAAAACCCUGCCAAUUAUUCAGAAUCAGCUGGAUGCACUUCUUGAUUUUGAUGCAAACCCAAAUGAACUAACCAAUGGAGUAAUCAAUGCUGCCUUCAUGCUCCUCUUUAAAGAUUCCAUUAGGCUUUUUGCAGCCUAUAAUGAGGGGAUCAUUAACCUAUUAGAAAAAUAUUUUGAUAUGAAGAAGAACCAGUGCAAAGAAGGUCUGGAUAUUUACAAAAAGUUUUUAGCCAGAAUGACCAAACUAUCAGAAUUCCUCAAAGUGGCAGAGCAAGUUGGAAUUGAUCAGGGUGACAUUCCAGAUCUUACUCAGGCUCCCAGCAGUCUGCUCGAAGCCCUGGAGCAACAUCUGGCUUCUUUGGAAGGAAAGAAGACCAAGGAAGUUUCAGCUGCCAGCAGAGCAAGUACUCUCUCCAGUGCCGUUUCCACCCUGGCCAAUACAGGAAUGUCCUUCAGUAAAAUGGAUGAAAGAGAGAAACAGCAGGCUCUGGAGGAGGAGCAAGCUAGACUGCAGGCUCUAAAGGAACAGCGAUUGAGAGAGAUUUCUGUGGUUUCCAAUUCGACUUCGACUUCUGCUUCUCCAAGCACUUUAUCAGGAAAGAGUGUGAACACCAAUCCUGCUGUUGACCUCUUUGCAGCCCCCGCCCCAACUACCAAUAGCAUGCCCAACCUUUCUACCGAUCUCUUUGAUCUUCAACCUGCAUUUGUUCCUACGGUACAAAGUACUCCAGCCAUAGCAACGUCAGCAAGCAGUGCCUGGGGAGGACAUUUCUCAUCCACAAAUGGUUGUGUUGGGUCUCCACCCCAUCUGGAUGUCUUUGAUAUGAAACCGGUUGAAGAAGCUGUAAAAAGUUCAACUCCUUUUGUGAGCUCCACCUUUGGCUCCAAACAAACAGUGGAACUAUUUAGUGGCUACCCUCUUCAUUCCGCAUCGCAGAAAACAACCUCUUCAACAAUCAAUGUGGACUUCGAUGCUGUAUUUGGUGGAAAAUCGACUAUAAAUGAUUUUGGAACUACAGCAGAUGAUGUAUUACAACCAACAGUAGCUGCACAAAAUCAGAGAGGAAAUGUAAUUGGGCAACAAAGUGGAAGGAUUUUGGCCAAUGACCUUGACUCAUCACUUGCUAAUCUAGUAGGAAAUCUUGGAUUUGGAGGGACACCACCCAAAAAAUCUGAUAUGCAGUGGAAUCAGCCUACAGAGAAGAAACUGACUGGGGGUAACAACUGGCAAGCAAAAACAAGCACCUCAACUACGUGGAAUACUGUUCCUGUACCUCCAGCUCCACAGAUGGUACCUGCUCCAGUAACCUACCCAGUAAAUACACCUCAAGUGCCUGUGUAUGGAAUGGUACCUACUCAGAUUGGAACUGCCCCUAUUAUGACUCCUCAGCCCAUGAUUUAUACCCAGACUGGUCUAAGGCCAAACAAUCCUUUUGCACCUAUCUCUGGAACACAGAUUCAGUUUAUGUAGACCUGCCAAAACAACAAGACUCUUUUGACAAGCAAAUUGGUACAGAGAAGAUGAAACUUUCAGACUGCAGCCUUUGCCAGAGCUCAUACUUGCUCCGCGUAUACUAUAAAAUUACUUUUAAUUGCUGUGCUUUAGAGAUUCUUUUUAUAACAGUCCCUAUGGUCUGAAAUCAUGUGUGGGUUUGGAUGGGGUUAAGACUGUUUUCCACGAUACAUUUAAGUGUUUUGAAGCUAAAGGUCAUCCAGGUUCAAAAAGAAUAUCCUACUUUUUUGUUGCUUUUAAAGACAAGCUUACUUAGGAAUCCUUGGAAGGAUUUGUUUUUUUUUAAUUUUGAGCCUGUAGUAAGCAAGUGGACAGCCUCAAACUU
Molecule: messenger RNA, 2202 nt
Organism: Thamnophis sirtalis
Lineage: Eukaryota; Metazoa; Chordata; Lepidosauria; Squamata; Natricidae
Source: RefSeq, a predicted model, not a curated record